Messenger RNA from Magnolia sinica, 1428 nucleotides. Its product is annotated as chitinase-like protein 1. Gene Ontology annotation, biological process: carbohydrate metabolic process; chitin catabolic process; cell wall macromolecule catabolic process. The coding region runs from base 201 to 1127 and encodes 308 amino acids. The transcript is spliced from 4 exons. Lineage: Eukaryota; Viridiplantae; Streptophyta; Magnoliopsida; Magnoliales; Magnoliaceae. Gene Ontology annotation, molecular function: chitinase activity. The record is from RefSeq and is a predicted model, not a curated record.
UGGCGAUUAACACCUGUUGGCGUUACAGGGUCUCUGAAACUGAAAGAGGUGCCGCUUCCUUGCUUCUCCUUGCCUCGUAAAUUAAGAGAGCCGACUGCUACUCGCAGAACUCAACUGCUACAACAUCCGUCGGUCCGACCAUCUGGUGGUAAAGAGGCAUUUUCCUCUCUCGUUAAAACAAAAAAAAAAAAAAAUUGAAAAUGGAGGAGAGGAGAUGGGCGAUUGCAGCGGGAAUCUUGUUUCUUUCGAUGACUACGACCUUGAUCCGUACGGGAUAUGCGUCCAAGGGCAAGGAAAAGAUCUGUGACAAGGGUUGGGAAUGCAAGGGCGUAUUUUGCUGCAACCAGACCAUCUCAGAUCUCUUCCAGGUUUACAAUUUUGAGGAGCUCUUCAGCAAGCGCAACUCCCCCGUUGCCCAUGCUGUCGGCUUUUGGGAUUACCGCUCCUUCAUCACAGCCGCCGCCAUAUACGAGCCCAUAGGAUUCGGCACCACUGGCGGCAAGCUUAUGCAAAUGAAAGAGAUUGCUGCAUUCCUCGGCCAUGUCGGCAGCAAGACCUCCUGUGGCUAUAACGUUGCAACCGGUGGUCCUUAUGCAUAUGGGCUAUGUUAUAACCAUGAAUUAAGCCCAAGCCAGUCUUACUGCAACCCUAACUAUCUCUACCCCUGUACCCCUGGAGCUGAAUACUAUGGCCGUGGUGCCAUUCCUGUCUACUGGAACUACAACUAUGGAAUAGUCGGUGAUGGUCUUAAAGUAGAGUUGUUGAACCAUCCAGAAUAUCUUGAACAGAAUGCUACGCUAGCCUUCCAAGCUGCCAUCUGGAAGUGGAUGACCCCAAUGAAGAAGAAGCAGCCUUCAGCCCAUGAUGUGUUCGUGGGGAACUGGAAGCCUACGAAAAAUGAUACCUUGGCGAAAAGGGUGCCGGGUUUUGGGACUACAAUGAACAUCCUCUACGGGGAUCUUGUCUGUGGCCAGGGCGAAAUCGAUUCUAUGAACAACAUCAUUUCACACUAUCUCUAUUACCUUGAUUUGAUGGGAGUUGGCCGAGAAGCUGCUGGAACACAUGAGGUUUUGAGUUGUGCAGAACAAGCUGCUUUCAACCCUUCCUCUUCAUCUUCCAGUUCGUAAGAUAGCUUAAGUAUCCAUUGUCAGCCAAUCCUUGUCAGGGAAACUGCAAUAAUAAAAGGCACAUGUGGUGUUGGAUUUUUCAGUUUCUGUGUGAAGUGAAACUAUUGUGAACCAAUCAGGUUGAAGGUGAGGGCUUUGUGUUAUUUGUCAUUACUAUUUCUUUAUCUGCAGGUGAUGUAUUUGACGUUGCAAUGAUUAUUGUGUUUAUUUCCAUAAACAUGAUUAGUACGUGUAUUAUGUAGAUGAAGACCUUGUUAUCUAUUUAGAUUUAUCAUAUUUUUAUUAAGUUCAUUGUUCUUUA